Messenger RNA from Linum trigynum, 2628 nucleotides. The record is from the annotation of a GenBank genome assembly. NCBI's taxonomy places the organism in Eukaryota, Viridiplantae, Streptophyta, Magnoliopsida, Malpighiales, Linaceae.
UUGACCAACUGUAGACGAUCACAUCGAACUUGUAUCAAACUACACCGUCCAACAACAAACAAACAAAAAAAACCCAUACAAACACGAUGUUGGUCAAAAGACUUUCUAUUCGUGAGAGAGAAAGCUCUAUGUAGGAGACAAGAAACAUCAUUCAUGCAAACUCGAACACAUAUCCCUUGUUCCGCAUAGAUGGUGCAUGCUACUAAAGGGAGGUCAUAUAAAGUGGACAGGCGCACGUAGGGAUUCGAACAUGAAAUCUCCAAAUUAUAACUAGUGAGGAUACCCUAAAGCCUAAACCAAAUCACUCUCCGCACAACCCCCGAAUAGGUUUAUGGGCAAGAAAGUGGAAACCAAAAUUUUCUACUUCCUCGGGGUUUCGUGGAGGAGAAGAAAAUGGAUUCUGUGUUUUAACGGUUGGUUAGGGUUUCAGACUUGCAGAGAGAUCAAGUCGGCUGCCUGUACAAGAGUGAAUCAGCUGGGAUUGUGGGGUACAGUGAAUCCUAGCUUAUCAAGCAAGCUGUGGGCCCUUGUCGGCCCAUCUCAACCGUCGAUCAAUCAAGAAGCCACUGUUCAUGAUUCAAUCAACCAUGGAUUUGAGACCCAAUCAUCCGCGGCCGCAGCUGAUCAUGAAAUAUGAUGAUGUUAGCUUUUUAACGGGCCUUGGAAACCGGGCCCCAGGUGGCAAAAUCUCUCCUGGACCCUACACUUUGACCUGUUGACUCGACUUGCUUGAACCCUAAUCUCUCUUUCCCGUGCCGUGUGACGGUUUACUAUAAAUUACCCAGGAUUGGCGGAUUAGUGGAUGACUAACAAACCCAGUCCCUUAAGCUAUAGAUUUUAACUAGCUUGUAACCCGACCCGUUGGUCGGAGGAGCUGAGCCGAAUAUUGAAUUAUUGGGAUAACCCGUAGAUUCAACCAUUAAGCUAAAUUGGUCUAAUGGUGAGUACCGCCUAGCAUAUCCCUAAUAAUCAUACCAAAGUGAAUAUAUUGGAACAUAAACAGUACAUCAAAAGUUGGUACAACCAUGAAGUUAGACCAUUAAAAACAUACCAAUGAAAUUGAAUAGCAUCGAAAAACUUCAACUUCAUUAUAUAAUUACAUGAGAUCAGAAAGAGAACACCAUUAAUUUGAUUUAUAAAACUUUCAUCUUGUCGUCAUUGUGCUUUCUGGUUUUUGUCAGGCUAUGAUAAAAUCUAAGGAAAUCAAGAACGAACAACACGAUUUGGGAUAGGAACCGCCGUUGUCGUAUUCCUAGAGAAUGGUGGUAAACACGGACUCACCUGCCAAACUGGUUUGGAUUGAGAUUUUUAUCGGGUAUCAGGGAACCAUGUGAUUAUAAAUUAGACUUGAUCAAAACGGGCUAAAACUUAAAAUUCAGCCUGUUCGACCGACCCAUGCAAAAUUCUAAUUAUUCGUUACUUUUAAACUUUCUAUUUGAAAAUAAAAAAUAGUGAAAGAAAAUAGAUGACUGCAAUUCGCCAUUUGCACAUCACUUAUUCGGGAAUAAAACCAUAGAAAUUCAAAAGAAACUGAAAAUGUUUAGGAUCGUUUUAAUGUUUAAAAUAACCAAAUAGAUCUUUCUGUUUAGUUUUUUACUAACAAAUACCAAACGAUUCCCUAUAAAAUACACUAUAAUUUUAUCAUUAUGAUAUCAAAUAAUUAUAUAAUAUAUAUUUGAAAUGAUAAAAAUUGGACUAAUUGGGUUGGUCGAGAUUGAACCAUUGAAUAACUUUAAACUACAUUAUAUUUUAGCCACUAAAAUAUAAAAUAAUAUAAUAAUAUAUAUUAUGCUAGAGAAAAUAGCUUGUUUUAAAAUGUCAAACCAAUGAUGUUCAUUUGUUUUACUUGAUGGCCAAAUCCGGUGUAGGUCAGGCCCAUUCAACUCUUUUAUUUUAUGGUUAGUGGUUAGCCCUUUAGAUACCAUGCAUUAGUUUAUUGUUAAUUUUUUUUUAUUUUUAGCAUAAAAAGAAGUAUUUUUUUUGCCUUUUCAUAUAUAUUUUAUCACCACGGAGAAAUACAAGGGGUUAAAGAAAAAAAUUGACACUCCUGAACCCGUUUAAAUCCGCAUGUGUACGGUAAGUUGGCCCGUUCCACAGAGGAAAGAGAAAAAAAUUAACACUACCGAUUCUACCCUUCCUACAAACGCUCAUGGAGCAGGGAAUUUGAAAUGGGGGAAGGGGUUUUUCCUCCCUGCUAUUAUAUGUUUUUGAUUUAAAAGGAUGCAACAAAUGUACUUAGUGUGAUUGGUUAUGUUCCUUGCUUUUCUUUAAAAUGGACAUGGUUCGAAUCCCAGUACGUGUCUUUUUAAUGAAUAAAAAAAAUAAUUGUGAAGACCAAAAUGUCCUUCCUACUUUCACUCUCGUUGCAGGAAAUUUGAAAUGGGGCUCCCGUUUUUCCCUCCGGUGUAUUAUAUUAUGUGUAGACAAAUUAAAUUCGUCACCGAGUUGAGUUGGGAAUAACCUUUAUACAACUGCUGCUCUAUUUGCAUGGUUCAUGAAAUCGUAUCGUACCGGUGGUUCAACCACAAAAUACAAGUAUUGCAUACUAAAUCGAUAGGCGGUAUUUAACGAUACUAACGGUUGAACUACGAUUAAAUCACGAUUUUGCCAUAAAAUACCCUACCACUA